UGUUAUAUUGUAUUAUUUUGAAAGGUCCGGGUUGUGGUGUGGUAGGAGCGCGUUGUUUUUGUGUGUGUGUGUGUUGUAUUUGUGAAGCGGCGUGUCUGUGUCAGCGCGUUUGUUUUUCUUCUCAUCCUCUCAUUCACAGUCUGUGUGUUUCAGGGCUGACAGCUUCGCGGGUUUCCAGACAGAUUCUCAUUGUUCUGAAAGCGUCUCGCGGGUCAAUACGGGUUUCGUUCUGUUACCCGGAGCGCGCGCCGGCUGCUCGUGGCUGCUGUCUUUCUGACGUCACACGCAGCUUGUAGAGAAGCGCGUCUCCAAACCUCGCAGCGCAGCUCAGUGACGCGCUUGAAAACGCGACACAGCAUUCCCUAAUAACACUUGCCAUGCAUUAUGACUUCAAAGCCAUCACUGUAAGGCGAUGACCUUAUUAUUUAUUGAUUUUAUUUUGUUUUAUUUUACUUUAUUAUUUCUUUGAUCACCAAUUGCCAUGACAACACACUGUUUAUGUAUGUAGUACUUAUUUUAAGGUAAUAAAUAAACACAAUUCUCUAGGGAUUUAUUUAUUUUUAAUUCUUAUUACUCUCUUACAUCUCAUUACAUUAUGUAUGUGUGUGGAGAUUAGAUAAAGGGCUAUUUGGAAGAGAAAAUAGGAGGCACUUUUUUACACAGAAAAUUGUGAGAGUCUGGAACCAACUCCCCAGUAACAUUGUUGAAGCGACACCCUGGGAUCCUUCAAGAAACAGAUUCUAAUAAUAAUAAUAAUACUAACAAUCUUUCGUUUUAUAUAGCGCCUUUCAUAGUGGUCCACCAUCACAAAGCGGUGUGUGAGCUAUGCAUCAGCUGCAGAGUCACUUACAACAACGUCUCACCCCAAAGGCAGAGCACAAGGAGGUGAAGUGACUUGCUCAGGGUCACACAAUGAGUCAGUGGCUGAGCUGGGAUUUGAACCGGGGACCUCCUGGUUACAAGCCUGUUUAUUUAACCACUGGACCACACAGCCUCCUAAAAGGAACAACAAGCUCUUAACAACCAAGGUUUGAGGACAAAAUGACUCCUUGCUGAUCAGUCUUUUCAAGAGAAUGUUUUAUAAAACACCAAACAUACUUAUUAAAUGAAAAGAGAACUAUAGUAACUUUCAUCCAUCAUUCUUGAGAUUAGACAGAUACAAUCCUCUGGGAUUAUAAACGUAUUACAAGAAAUUCUGUGUCCCUUCAAUAGUAAAGCCAGCCCUGCUAUUACAGCCAGGUUUUGUCGGUCCCUUGAAUGGCCUUAGUAGCACUAUAUUUAAAUAAAUGCAUUUCUUUUUCAGCUGCUACUAAGCAGAAUCUCGUGUGCUGCCAUGGACAGUGUGGAGAUGGAAUCUGUCCAGAUUAAAGAGGAGUUCUCUGAACCUGAACUUGUCCCCUUUAGAGCGGAGGUCGCUGGGUUGGCUUCCCUCCCCAUUAAACAGGAGCUCUGUGAGAUGCAAUGUGACAGCAGCCAGCCAGAGGUCUCUGAGAUUAAAGCUGAGCACAGUGAAUUGGAGAUCCCACAGACAGAAGAACCGCUUCCUGUUAAACAAGGAGAGGUGCUCGAAAUUAACUGUAUUAAACAGGAGCCCCCUGAAGUAGAGUUUGACCACGUGGAACCAGGGAAGGAAGAAUCUGAGGACUUCAAACCAAACAUCCCUGAGCUGGAGAGAAUCUGCGUGAGAGAGCAAGGUGAUGGAGAGGAAGGCUCUCCCAACAGCAUGCAAGGAGGUGGAAAGGAAGACGGGCGCUCCCAUUCAGAAUGCAUUCUAGCAGGUUCCAGUCCAGCAGCUAAAGCGAGGGCAGACGGUGGAGAAUAUCCUGACUGUGGGAAAGGUUUCACGCAGUUAGGGCAUUUAAACAAAACCCAGCGAACUCACACAGGCGAGAAACCGUAUCACUGCUCUGACUGUGGGAAGAGUUUCAAUCAUUUUAGAAACCUAAAACAACACCAGCGAAUUCACACAGGAGAGAAACCGUAUCACUGCUUUGACUGUGGGAAGAGUUUCAGUCAGUUAAGCAGCCUUGUUUUACAUGAGCGAAUUCAUACAGGAGAGAAACCGUAUCACUGCUCUGACUGUGGGAAGAGUUUCAGUCAGUCAAACAGCCUUGUUUUACACCAGCGAACUCACACAGGAGAGAAACCGUAUCACUGCUCUGACUGUGGGAAGAGUUUCAGUCGGUCAGACAGUCUUGUUUCACACCAACGAACUCACACAGGAGAGAAACCGUAUCACUGUUCUGACUGUGGGAAGAAUUUCAGUCGGUCAGGCAGCCUUGUUUCACACCAGCGAACUCACACAGGAGAGAAACCGUAUCGCUGCUCUGACUGUGGGAAGAGUUUCAGACAGUUAGGAAGCCUAAAAGAACACCAGCGAGUUCACACAGGAGAGAAACCAUUUCACUGCUCUGACUGUGGGAAGAGUUUCAGUUGGUCAGACAGCCUUGUUUCACACCUACAAACUCAUACAGGAAAGAAACUGUGUCUGCUCUGACUGUAGGAAGAGUUUCCGUCUUAAACAAGCCCUUCAAAAACACCAGCGAAUUCAGAGGAGAGAAACCUUAAAGACUGUUUUGUGUAUCACUCUUAACCCUUUGCGGUCAGUUUAUUCAGCACCUGUGAG
This is a messenger RNA of Acipenser ruthenus (sterlet), 2626 nucleotides long. Its product is annotated as zinc finger protein 664-like. The transcript is spliced from 2 exons. Gene Ontology annotation, biological process: regulation of transcription by RNA polymerase II. Lineage: Eukaryota; Metazoa; Chordata; Actinopteri; Acipenseriformes; Acipenseridae. The record is from RefSeq and is a predicted model, not a curated record. The coding region runs from base 1334 to 2497 and encodes 387 amino acids. Gene Ontology annotation, molecular function: DNA-binding transcription factor activity, RNA polymerase II-specific; RNA polymerase II cis-regulatory region sequence-specific DNA binding.